AUGCUUUUCUACUUUCCGACUCUUCUUCAACUGACGCCCUACCUCUGCGCCGGCGGACUCCUGAUCCACUCGAACAGGCCGAUCGUGCUGCGUGGCCCACCGGGCUCGGGCAAGACCCAGCUGGCCAGGGCCAUUUGCCUGGCACAGGCUCGUACCGACCGGUCGCUGGCUCGAACCCCCGCCACGGGACCACGAGAACGUGUGGCCUGGCGAUGCGACUCACCGGAGACCCUCACAAAUCCGACCCGUCCGAAGAGACGAUCUGACUGGCGCGCCCCUCCUCUCGACUCAAGGGCUACCGGUACUUGGCCGCCUCGCCUCCGCGUGGUCGCGACCACCAUCAACAACGUCAAUAUCAACAAAAUGGGAUCUUGCAGGGCCACCACCCUCGUGGAUGUCACACAUCCUCCACCCGGUGGCCCGGCCACCCUGGGCCAGGCGAUCGUGUCUCUCGCCAUGCUCGAAGACACGACGACACCUACCUCGACACGUUCGGCCGUGAUGAUCGAGGAUAUCCACAUAGCAACAGCAAAUGCUGAUUACCCAGCUCAGUCGUGGAGUAUGCAGUUAUUUGGCAUCAUCCAUUAA
Molecule: messenger RNA, 588 nt
Organism: Protopolystoma xenopodis
Lineage: Eukaryota; Metazoa; Platyhelminthes; Monogenea; Polystomatidea; Polystomatidae
Source: the annotation of a GenBank genome assembly